Molecule: messenger RNA, 4021 nt
Organism: Odontomachus brunneus
Lineage: Eukaryota; Metazoa; Arthropoda; Insecta; Hymenoptera; Formicidae
Gene: hpo
Product: serine/threonine-protein kinase 3
Exons: 10
Coding region: 236-1822 (528 amino acids)
Biological process (GO): intracellular signal transduction; regulation of MAPK cascade; protein phosphorylation
Cellular component (GO): cytoplasm
Molecular function (GO): protein serine/threonine kinase activity; ATP binding
Source: RefSeq, a predicted model, not a curated record
CCGAACCCUUCAGCAACUGCACCAUCUACGAUGGCCGAUAGUCGAAGGUUUCGAUAUUUCGGUUGUGGUUACUUUAAUUUAUUGACAAAAAUGUAAUACCCUCUAUUUUUAAUUGGCCAUGUUACCUCUGCUCGCGGCAUGAUAACAAACACUUCGCUCGCGUUUAUGUUGUUUCUAAUAUAAAUAUCCGCGCGUGCUUUUAUUCAAGAUCCCCCGAUCUGACAUCGACGCGAAGAUGUCUUCUAAGAGUGAGUUAAAAAAGUUAUCAGAGGAAAGUCUGACCAGACAACCAGAAGAAGUGUUUGACAUUAUAUGCAAACUAGGGGAAGGAUCUUAUGGAUCAGUUUAUAAAGCUUUGCAUAAGGAGAGCGGACAAGUGCUUGCAAUCAAACAAGUACCAGUGGAUACAGAUUUGCAGGAGAUUAUUAAAGAAAUCUCAAUUAUGCAACAAUGUGACUCUCCUUAUGUUGUUAAAUAUUAUGGAAGUUACUUUAAAAAUACAGAUUUAUGGAUUGUGAUGGAAUAUUGUGGCGCAGGUUCUGUUAGCGAUAUAAUGAGGUUAAGGAAGAAAACCCUUCAAGAAGAUGAGAUCGCAACAAUCCUGAGUGAUACCUUGAAAGGAUUGGAGUAUUUGCACUUGAGAAGGAAAAUCCACAGGGAUAUUAAGGCUGGAAAUAUUCUCCUGAAUAAUGAAGGUCAUGCCAAACUGGCAGAUUUUGGUGUGGCUGGUCAAUUAACGGAUACCAUGGCUAAACGCAACACAGUUAUUGGUACACCAUUUUGGAUGGCACCAGAGGUGAUACAAGAAAUUGGAUAUGACUGUGUUGCUGAUAUAUGGUCACUUGGUAUUACAGCUUUGGAAAUGGCUGAAGGCAAACCACCAUAUGGUGACAUACACCCGAUGAGAGCAAUAUUUAUGAUUCCAACUAAACCACCACCUAGUUUUAGAGAACCAGAUCAGUGGAGUCCAGAAUUCAUCGACUUUGUCAGUGGGUGCCUUGUAAAAAAUCCCGAAGAAAGAGCUACUGCAACAGAGCUUCUACACCAUGAAUUCAUAGGUAACGCUAAGCAACCAAGUAUUCUGAGUCAGAUGAUCGCCGAAGCCCAUGAGAUACGAGAAAAGCAAAGCGCGCACAGAGCUCACGUUAUAAACAACGUGGCGAUUAAAAGUCAAAACCAAGCGGAUGAUUCGGAUGAGGACGAUUGUAGUGGAACGAUGAAACCGCUGCCGGAGGACAGUAGAACUUUAGUGCCAAGUCAUGAUCUUCCAGACACGGGUACUCUAGUUUCGGCUAUAUUGGACUUGGGUACAAUGGUCAUCAAUAGCGACACAGAUACCGAAGCUACCAUGAAGAGACAUAAUACCGGCUCUGUAGAAUCCGGCAAGAAGUAUCGGCCGUUGUUCUUAGAUCACUUUGAUAAGAAAGAAGCACCCGAGAUAGGCAAGGGUAACGGACAAAUAUUGGGAGCGCAUAAUUCAGAGAACGCGAAUAAAUUGGAGCUGCAAAGUCCCACCGAAUCUCAGAGAUUUCAAAGUCAUCUGCAACUACAAUUAAAUCAGAUAUCUCAUCCCGUGCCGGAGCAACCACAUAACAACAUAUCCAAGUUCCAAAAUGUCUUCACAGAACGUGACUUCGAUUUUAUAAACAACCAUGUCCUGCAGCUGAAGUUUCUCUCCUACGAGGAACUGCAGCAACGGAUGGCUAGUCUGGACGCGGAGAUGGAGCGAGAGAUUGACGAGCUCAGAAAAAGGUAUCAGACAAAGAGACAGCCUAUUCUCGAUGCCAUGGACACCAAACGGAAGCGCCAGCAGAACUUCUAACAGUUUGGUUUCCUUUUCUACGCGAACGAGUGACGACGAUAGACAAAAGGGUGUACAGUUGUAUAAAUGAAUAGAUUUUAUUCACGUCAUCCCUGGCUUCAUCAAAGAGAAGAACAUUGCUCACGCCGUGAAUAUUUUACCUCAAAUAACGGACAAGACGAGACUUAGUGAUCGUGAAUGUUUCCUGUUUACCCGUAAAUCAAUGUUGCUUUUCUUUAUGAAUCUGGGGUGUUCUAGCUAGUAAUAGCUAAUAGCCUCACGUCACCAAUGUAAAUUAUUUUACGCGAUUUAGUGACGGAACAAUCAUUAUACUUAAUUUUUGUAUUAUGUUUACCUAUUUACUGUUAAAUAUAUCCUCUAUUCUUAUAGAGAUAUUACCAGGCCUGUUAGGAUCGUUAGAAAGUGAAGAAAAAAGGAUGCAAUAGAGUUUGCAGAACAAACGCAUCAUGAUUACACUCGUUAUAAUCGGGAGAAAAAAUUUUUAUAUUCGCUUGAAAUGAAAUUGGUAUCGUAUCGUAUUGUAUUGUCACGCUACGCUAGUCAUCCAUAAUGCCAUUUUACCCAGAAUAUUGCGUUAACGAAAUCAUCUCGUGCAAGAGAAGAUACGCGCUCACGAAACGCACUUAAACGGUCAAACAUUUGAGGCAGUUUUGAGUGUGAAUGUCGCAUUUAACUGUGACAGUUUCAGAUAAGCGAACAAGGCUGUAUGAUUUAAUUAACUUUUUAUUCUACUGCCAUAGAUAGACUCUCUAUAUUCUCAUUCAUCUACUCUAUUAUUAACUUUAGUUUACGCCAAUUCCGCAAGUGAUCGGAUUUACUUUCCCGAAUUGCAAACACCAAUAUGAUCACACAAUUCUAAAGUAACGAAUAGUGUUCUUCGAUAUGCAGUGCUAAUGAUGCUGCAUUCUAGUGAAAUAUUUCAUAAACGAACGUACUAGUAUUAGUCUUCCGUAUUAGAAAAUAUUCCAGUAUGCCCUAAUUUUACACUAUCGCAAUAUGGGAAAUUGUUGAAACUGAAAUCUAUCAGAUUUCACUGAUGACGACGGUAUUUUUAGAAUCGUAUAAAGAGUCCUUAUGAUAUAAUGCCUUACAAUAAUCAUCUUGUGUAUAAAACAUUGAAAUUUGUCACCGCAUAUUUUUUGCAAUCGUUACGAAAUAGGUAUAUUUGUACGUGCCAUUAAGACGCAAAUGGCAAGUAACCAUAGUGGAGUAAUUCUUUGCUGACGUUGGGCUAUUUUGCAAGUAGCGGAAAUAGAGCUAUAAUACUUAAAACGCUAUAGACAGAACUGACCUUAAUUUUCUUCUUUUAGGGGAUAAUAAUACAGAAUAUAUAACGACAUAUUUUUGAUAUAGAAAGUAUGCACAUUUGUCAGUGAAGUAAGGUCCGAACUUGAAACUUAUAAUAUUCAUAGUCUCGAUCCCUUGCAAAGAAAAUGUAACAGCAUAAUUGUCUCAGCGUUUUAACGAAAUACCGAGCGAAACACAUUAAAUUGCUCCACAAUCGAUGUUACGCUCCGAAUAUCGUUUUAUAUAAAGCGCAAUAUGUAUCAUGUUAUAUAUGGUCUUCUCUACAUUCUUUUAAAUAAUUUAGUCAUAUAAACAAUCUUUUUAACGUAUUGGUUUUUGUGAUUUUAUUGUACAUGUUUCAUACAAUUCAUAGCAAUACAUCGGGACACUAAGCUCGUAUUAACAGACGUUAGAUACUGUUAAUGCAGAUCUAAGAUAUAUUUGUAAGUUGCAUAUACUUACAUAAAAUUAUAGAUUUAUAAAUUAUAUAUACAUACACGUAUUUUUUACAGUUUUCUCGCUAUUACAAAGUCCUCCUGUUUAAGAUAUUUAUUUUUUGUGACUUGUAUCCACACUAACAUUAUUCUAUACUAUCUGUUUUGAAAUUCGAAAACGCGGAAGGAAGACUCGUAAAUUUAUAAAAAUAUCACAAAGGAGCAAACCGACGCAUUUUUCUACACGAUUGUCGGUCAUCUAGCGAUCACUUAGUAAACAAAUACUUUUCACGAGAAUUACGUAUUUCAUAGGACAACAUAUGAUAAUCUGUUUUUAUUUUUUCACUUUGAAAUAUAGCUUUGUAUUCGUAUUUAAUUAUGGUCCUCCUUUUACGACGACAUUAUAAUUUUACAUUCUUAUUGUGUAUUGUAUGAUCUAUUACAGUGUUUGGCUGAAAUAUAGAGACUGAAGGCAGAA